Messenger RNA from Penicillium brevicompactum, 2640 nucleotides. RefSeq lists its product as uncharacterized. The record is from RefSeq and is a predicted model, not a curated record. The transcript has a single exon. The coding region runs from base 1 to 2640 and encodes 879 amino acids. Lineage: Eukaryota; Fungi; Ascomycota; Eurotiomycetes; Eurotiales; Aspergillaceae.
AUGGCGACCAAACCAGAGCAUAGCCCGUCCGGCGGUACGCCCGGCGCAAAGGGUGACCUGACAAAAAAUGAAGUCAAAGCAAUGUUAUCUGGUGCGCCCCACUUUCUUCUGGAAAGAGGCAAGCAUAAAGGAUGGUAUCCUCAAGUUAUCUUCCCCUGGGAUGAGCAGAAUUCAGUGGUGCAACAUAUGUGGGACCGCAAACCAUUACCACAUGCAUCUUUUACUUUGAGCACACUUCACGCCCAUCUACCAGUCCCAGACGAUUGGGUCGUCAAAGGAGGUGUUCCACUUCAAGCCUACGACUGGCGCCGGACAGGUGCUACUAAUAGAGCAACAUUCGAUAUCGGGAUCUUCGAAGUGCCCAAUAUGCUCUCCAACAACGGAAAGGAGCCUGGCACUGUUGGCUUUAGGCACUUCCUGGAGCUACCGGUCUCUGACGCCGUGCGAUUCACCGGACCCGAAGAGCCCAAGAAACCUGAAUAUAUGCGCCAAAUUUCAACCAUGGGAGCGACGGAAGCGUUUGAGCUGAUGGAAGGCUAUAAUAAACCAUAUUCGCAGUGUCAAAGCGGUGCCGUUCUCGAUCGCCACCGACUAAUCUCCGAUGGUCCUGAAGCCUGGAAACGUAUCGGUGUACGCGAUAUCAAUCUACGAAGCCUCGCACAGAGACUUGAGCACCUGCGUCAGUUCCGGGAGGACAUGCUCCGUGAGGGAUCUACGAGGACCAUAUUGGAUAUUGAAAGCCCGCAUCAGCUACACGAAUCUUUGCAUACACGCUUCCUUCACGCUCACCCACCACCUGCCGAUAUUCUCUCGGGUCAUCCAGACAGUAUCAAGUCGCAAAUCAAGACCUUGGCAAUCGUGUUAGCCACACCAGGCGCGUGGAUCAACUUCAGUCUGCCCGAAUGGCGUUUCCGAGCCGGACAGAUCCUCUGGGAGGCAUCACAGCAUGGAGAUGGAGACUGUCUCACGCCUGGAACGGGAAAUAAGACAGCAUCCUGUGAGAGUCUGGUCAAUUCUGGUCUGGAGCGAAAGUGGCUGUUGAUCCAGCUGCUUCUUUCCGCGGAGCUUCUUCUUCGUUUGGACGCAUUUGUCCGCGUCGGCAUGCUGCAUGAUCCCCACGGCGGAAACAUCAGCAUACAGGAGCUCCGCCAAUUCGAAAAGCUGCGAGACGGCAAGGUGAAUUGGGAUUUGGUUGUUGUGCGUCGUUUCUUGAACAGCCUCGAUAUUUCGUGUCCCUCGCCCGAGCCACCGACACCAGAAAGUCCCGGAUCAAAAUCCCCAGUCGUCAAAUCGCCAGAAAAAGGUCAUCGGUUUGCGUUCCUUGAGGCCCUCACCCGACGGAGUUCAUUCCCCGUCGCGGACCUGCAGUCUGCUUGGGACUGUCAGCUAGGCUCCUCUCACGUACGCCAGCAACUAGAGGGGCUCUAUGUGUUUGCGGAGAACAUUGGAUGGCCAAGGCUUGCGAAACUGAAAGCUGUCAUGGAGCUCAAGCUUGGAGAUUCGACAAACCCUGUUCUCCCGACUUUAGUGGUUGACAGGUGGGUCCAGGAUAGUGUUUCCAAAGACGCCUCACUGGCUAGAGCGGAUAUGUACACACGAGAUCCCUGUCGCCGCCGCGUGAAGCUUGAUGGAUCUAGCGAUUCGCGGUCGAAAACGUUAGGCUGGAUCUCGCGCAGUUGGCUCUCCGGAUUCGUGAUCCCCGGAGAGGGUAUCAGUCAUCUUUUGAUGGCUACAAUCUUGGAAAAUGACACCGAGGCCCUAGAUCAGCUGGGUACAACUGCCAGUCUAUAUGGAGGGUUCACAUUUGGUGAGCGAAGCUUUUGGAGCAAGUCAUGUAUCGUUGGGCGUGUUUUGUCCAGCUCAGCCGGGGCUAGGACAUGCAUGGGGUGGAUUAGCAGCGAGAUGCUCCCUCGUCAUGCGACUACGCUAGAAAAGUUCCAGCCUGGGUGGUUCGAGCUAGCUGUCGAAGAGGUUCGACAGUGUACCAGUAAACCUCGAAUCAAGCAGGGGGCUAAGCUCGCCCUGGAGUCUUCUCCGUUGGGCACGGCCGACAUUACAGCUGCUUCCUUUACACUCCCAAGAGACCCAGAGUCAUGUCCAGCAGAUGAAGUCACGCUUGAAUCUCUGACUCUUUGUGCCAAAGAGGGAUCCACAAAAGGCAUUAUGGUAGCCGAUGAGGCUUCUAUGUCGUUUGCUACCAAAGGCCCCGACGUGGAAAAGCCAACUACAAUAUCCUUCUCCUUGAAGUAUAACGUGCGCUUUGUGUCCGCCCAGCAGUGUCGUCCACCACUGGGUGUCGCCUCUCGUAGCCGGGUCGAUGAGCCAACAUCCACAAACCCGCCCAGGUAUACACGAUUGACCGGCCAUCCUCUGCACCGGUCAUAUCCAUACAAGUAUAUCCCAUUGGAUGCGCUCCCCACUACCUCGGCACCAUCACAAGACUCCGGGGCACCCCAAGCUCCAGAAAUUAUAGUAAUAGACGCGCGCGGCAGCCGAGAUAGAGAGACGUUCGUUCGGGCGUGGUGUGCUUCUGUUGGGUAUCAUGCGAUCAUCGGUCGGAGUGGGCGGACAUGUGUCGCAUGUUGUGUCAGACAAGCGAAGGCAAUUGGAGUACAGGUAAUAGUCCGCGUAAGCGACUGA